Molecule: messenger RNA, 1415 nt
Organism: Parasteatoda tepidariorum (common house spider)
Lineage: Eukaryota; Metazoa; Arthropoda; Arachnida; Araneae; Theridiidae
Gene: Rpn10
Product: regulatory particle non-ATPase 10
Biological process (GO): proteasome-mediated ubiquitin-dependent protein catabolic process
Cellular component (GO): cytosol; nucleus; proteasome regulatory particle, base subcomplex
Molecular function (GO): polyubiquitin modification-dependent protein binding
Source: RefSeq, a predicted model, not a curated record
GGCAAUGGCUUUAUUAACCGUGAAACCGUAAAGUUGACAGAAAAGUUUAUUGUUGAUUGUGUGGAAAAAAGAAUUAACUAUUAAUAAAACAGAAACUCUUAAACAUUGAAAUUCUGUUUCAUAAAUUUUUGGAAAUAUGGUAUUGGAAAGUACAAUUAUAUGUGUGGAUAACAGUGAUUUUAUGCGCAAUGGAGACUUUCUUCCCACUCGUUUACAAGCACAACAAGAUGCCGUAAGCUUGAUUUGCCAUUCAAAGAUUAGAUCAAAUCCAGAAAAUAAUGUUGGUUUGCUUACGUUAGCCAAGCCUGAAGUUCUUGCUACAUUAACUACAGAUGUGGGAAAAAUUUUAUCUAAAUUACAUCAAGUUCAGCCCAAGGGUUAUAUAAACCUAUGUACUGGUAUACGAAUCGCACAUCUAGCUUUAAAGCAUCGCCAAGGUAAACAUCACAAAGUGCGUAUAGUUAUUUUCGUAGGAAGUCCAAUAGAUGAUGAUGAUAAGGAGAUCAUAAAAUUAGCUAAGAAGUUCAAGAAAGAAAAAGUUUGUGUAGACAUUGUUAAUUUUGGGGAAGAUGCUGUCAAUACAGAUAAACUAACAUUGUUUAUUAAUACUCUAAAUGGAAAAGAUGGUACUGGAUCCCAUCUUGUUACUGUACCACCUGGACCUCAUCUCUCUGAUGCAUUGGUCAGUUCUCCUGUAGUUCAAGGUGAAGAUGGUAGUGGAGCAGUUGGAAUUGGAGGUAUGGGAUAUGAAUUUGGUGUGGAUCCCAAUGAAGACCCAGAAUUAGCUCUUGCGUUAAGAGUUUCUAUGGAAGAACAAAGGCAAAGACAAGAGGAAGAAGCUAGAAGGACUGUUUCUGCUACUAGCAAUGAGUCUGCUGGGCAAAACCCUCCUGAUGACAGUAAUGAAGAAGCUUUGCUUGAGCAAGCUGUUGCUAUGUCUUUAGCCAAUACUGAAGCACCUCCAUCUUCUGGACCAGUUAUUCCUGAUUUUGCUGCAAUGACUGAAGAAGAACAGAUUGCUUAUGCAAUGCAGAUGUCUUUACAGCAUGCACGUGAUGGUUCUGAAGGAGAAGAUGAGUCUAAUGUUCCUAUGGAAACAGAUGAUAAAGAUCAAACAAAGGAUGAAGAAGAAGAUCUUCAAGAAGUCAUGGAUGAUCCUGAGUUCUUGCAAAGUGUGCUUAGAAAUUUACCUGGUGUGGACCCUCAAAGCGAAGUAGUACGAAAUGCUGUUGGAAAUCUAGAUAAUCCUAAAGAUAAAAAAGCUUCCCCUAAAAAAGAUGAUAAAAGCAAAAAAUGAGAUUCUGAAAUUGUUAAGCAUUUGAAAGUUAUUUUCCUUCUAACAUUGUAGUGUUUGAUAACAAGUUUAUCAAAAACGACUUUUAUUUUUAUUGCUAUUAAAAGGACUCUGUUUUCAA